UACGGGGUCCUCCUGCGUACUCAUACUCGGCAAGGGGGAAGGGGGCCCUAAGUUGGAGGAAUUAAGGGGUUUGAGGGAGAUGUACUGUUCACAGUAUGAGUAUGAGUAUGAUAAGAGAUUAGAUGGAAGGGAGGGUCCAUAGCAUCUAGUUGUCAUUGCGCAAUUACUCGGUAGAAGUUGGCAGUACUGGUCAUAGGCUUCGAUUGCAUGGAUAGCCGUCUUGUCUAGAUGGAAUUGUUUGCCCUUUGUGGUCCAGUAUGGAUAGAGACGGGCACCGUGGAGGUGGGGAGGGAGAUUGAGACACAAGACGUGAAACUUGAUGGCAGUGCUGCCCGCUGCCCACUGCCCACUGUUCACAGCCACGGUCCGGUUCAAUCUACCUUUGUGGACCAUGUGCCCGCCGCGGUUUUCCUAGCAGGCUGGGGAGGUGUGGCUAGCUACGGAGUAGCUGUCUUGUCAAAGAAAAGAUGUUGAUGGCGAUAACUAUGGCGACGUUGCUCUUGUCGAUCACGCGGGAACUCCUUACAGGGGAUCUGCAGUGGCACUAACCACAUGAGAGUCUGUGAGCGCGAGAGGGCGAGAGAGAAAGACCACCAAAAGGAGGGGUGGGCAGAUGAAUUAUCCACAUCAUUGUGGAUUGUGUGGGAGAUUCACGAUUCACGGUACUGUACCAACGAUCCGGGUUUCAGUUUAAGAUGAAAGCCUUCGGUUACCCAUCUGCGAAAUUACUUGGUAAUUCAAUCAAACGUGGUAGGCGCGUUGGCAGCCUGAGAUGAGCAAUGAGAGUUGAGCUCGUCGUGAGCUUUGAGUCUUGAGGACACGAACCCGCGGGUUGAACCCAUCCCAAGUGGGGCCCCUUCGACAAUCUCCGCUCCCAAGCCAAACCGCAACAACACCAA
Messenger RNA from Aspergillus uvarum CBS 121591, 899 nucleotides. RefSeq lists its product as uncharacterized. Bases 229 to 474 code for a protein of 81 amino acids. NCBI's taxonomy places the organism in Eukaryota, Fungi, Ascomycota, Eurotiomycetes, Eurotiales, Aspergillaceae. The transcript has a single exon. The record is from RefSeq and is a predicted model, not a curated record.